AUGUGGAGAGCAUAUAGACCGCCACAGUCCCGUCGUGCCCACCCGGUCUCCUCACCGGGCUGACCCGACAGACAGCGAGUGGGGACCGGCGACAACAGGGCUGACCGACCGGCACCAUGGAGCUCUUCCGCCGGUUGCACGUGUCAAGCAGGAAGUGUUUCCUUCCGCGAUAGAUGGCCACAAUGGAGCUGAGAUAACCUCUUCCCCCCCCCCCCCGACCAAUCACGGCUCUGGAUCGAGUAUAACCAUGGGAACGUGGCGUGGUCUACGAGUGGCGUUCAUCCUGGGCUCUUUGUUCAUGAUCCUGCUGAUCAUCGCCUACUGGGACGACGUCGGGGGCUUCAACCUCUACCCGCUGCAGGAGCCCAAACACGCGUCACCUCACCCUGGGACGACUACCGGGCCCUCGCGCUCUACGCACACCGGCAGAUCCCGGACCAGUUCUCCCUCCGCCGUCCCCGCUACUGCUCCAAGUGCAACGCCGGUGCCCGAGGAGACGCAUACAGAGGAGCAGGGGAAGAAGAAAAAACUAGCGCAGAGGAAGGAGGAAACGAGGGAGGAUGAGGACAAGGAGAGAAGUCGUAAUGCUGAGGACGAAAGGGAACAGGAGGCGAGGAAGCAGAGGAUCGGGGACGUGUGUUCGGGGAAGGACGCUGUCGAAUUCCCCGGGAGGACUCGGGCGUUCGAGCAGAUCCCAAACCGGGAACUGGAUCACCUGAUCGUGGAUGACACGCACCAGAUUAUCUACUGCUACGUGCCCAAGGUGGCGUGCACCAACUGGAAGCGAGUGAUGGUGGUCCUGUCUCAGUCUCUGAUCUCGCCCUCCUCGGGAAAGCCGUACACCGACCCAGAGUCCGUACCUCCUGACCUCGUACACAACUCCUCUCUCCAUCUCACUUUUGCCAAGUUUUGGCGCCACUAUGGUUCUCUGUCCCGCCACCUGAUGGCACUCAAGCUCCAGCACUACACCAAGUUUCUGUUUGUUCGAGAUCCGUUCGUGCGUCUCAUCUCGGCCUUCAGGAACAAGUUUGGAAGGCCCAACGAGGACUUCUACAAGCAGUUUGGCUCCGUCAUGCUGCGUCGCUACGGCAACGUGUCGGGCGGUUUGCCAGAGACGGCGGCGGAGGCGUUUGCAGCCGGAGUCAAGCCGUCGUUUCAGCAGUUCAUCACCUACCUGCUGGAUCCGGAGACGGAGACGGAGAGCAUUUUCAACGAACACUGGCGGCAGGUGUACCGUCUGUGCCAUCCAUGCCAGGUGAAGUAUGACUUCAUCGGACGACUAGAAACCCUGGAAACGGACGCGGAGCACCUGCUGAAGCUUCUGGAGGUGGAUCAUCUGCUCCGCUUCCCUUCAGGGGCUCGAAACCGCACCGCAGCCAGCUGGGAGAGAGACUGGUUUGCACAGAUUCCCAUAACAAUGAGGAGAGAACUGUACGAGCUGUACGAACCAGACUUUGAGAUGUUCGGGUACCCCAAACCUGACGGCACGCAGCACCAGUAGACCCCCGCCCCCCCGCCAAAGGCCGUGGGCGCUCCACCGUGUGUAGAGCCCACGCCGAGCCAGCAAAUGCCUUUGAAGACCAACCGGUCUAUGAUGCUGUUUGUUUUUAUUGUGCCUGCCAGUGUUAUUGCUUUGUUUCUUCUUCUUUUUUUUUACAUAUCUGAAGCACACCUGCUUACAAGCGGCAUUACCCCAUUCUGUUUUUCCACACGUAAAGGCACUUUGAAUAGUAUUUUAUUAGUAUUUUGAAGGGUCAUUGGGUAACUGUUGGCUGACAUCUAAAUAAAUGUUUUUGUAUAUGUGA
Cyclopterus lumpus (lumpfish) is the source of this 1805-nucleotide messenger RNA. RefSeq names its product carbohydrate sulfotransferase 12-like. The record is from RefSeq and is a predicted model, not a curated record. NCBI's taxonomy places the organism in Eukaryota, Metazoa, Chordata, Actinopteri, Perciformes, Cyclopteridae. The coding region runs from base 248 to 1501 and encodes 417 amino acids. Gene Ontology annotation, biological process: proteoglycan biosynthetic process; carbohydrate biosynthetic process. Gene Ontology annotation, cellular component: membrane. Gene Ontology annotation, molecular function: sulfotransferase activity. The transcript is spliced from 6 exons.